CUAAUCGCAUCUUCACGUUUCAUCAAGAGUAAGAAAAGGUGCCCAACAUGAAUCGCAUUUUGUMAACGAGUGCUUAAUUUGUUUGGAAAAGUUUUAUCCAUAAUCCUUUUCGGUCUAGUUCCGUGAUAAGAAUGAAACCGAAGGGUGAAACCGAGUAYCGAGACGUCGUCUUCUGCCGUGUCUGUGCGUUAACUUGACAAGAUUUCAGACGUUAUACGCCCAGAAUAAUACUCCUAAUUACUGUUGAGUUUUAUACAGAUAUCAUGGACCCAAGCACUGCAGAAGAACCUAUUUGUUUAGAUGAUGUCGAGUUGAAAGCUCGCCAAAGGCUUUCUGAAUUAGCUCUCCAGUUCUAUAGGGGAGGUGCUGAUGACGAACUGACUGUAAAAGAUAAUAUCAAGGCUUUUCAAAGGAUAAAAUUGAGACCUAGAAUGCUUCGAGGGGUUACAGAAGUUGACAUGUCAAGCACUAUCCUUGGACAGAAGGYCAGCAUGCCUAUAUGUGUUUGUCCAACUGGAAUUCAUAGAUUAGCUAACCCUGAUGGUGAAAAAGCAACAGCCAAAGCCUGCACAAGAUCUGGCACAUGUAUGACACUAAGYAUGGGUGCAGGUUUCCCAAUGGAAGAUAUUGCACAUGCUUCUCAAGCAGGCCUUCGAUGGAUGCAGUUUAAUGUCCUUGAAAAUAAAGAAAAGAUGAAAACUUUGAUUUAUGAAGCAGAGAGAUUAGGUUUCACUGCUGUGGUUGUAACUGUUGAUUGUACUAUUAUUGGAAAUAGACGUUCAUUUAGAAAAGAUAGGGGUUCUGGACCAUUUUUUCAAGUACCAUAUCCUAUCUUCACUGGAAGAAGAGAUGUUGUGCGGUUUGAUCUAGAAUUCGAUAAAACUAUUACUUGGGAUGUCAUAUCAUGGUUUAAAUCCAUCACAAAACUGCCAGUUGUCCUUAAAGGAAUCCUUACAGCAGAGGAUGCUAAACUUGCAGUUCAACAUGGUGCAGAUGCCAUCAUAGUAUCAAACCAUGGCGGUAGACAGUUGGAUGGAGUACUAGCAGCUAUAGAUGCAUUGCCAGAAGUGGUUGCAGCUGUYGAUGGUCAAAUUGAAGUAUACAUGGAUGGUGGAGUAAGGCUUGGUACUGAUGUACUGAAGGCAUUAGCAUUGGGUGCACGUGCUGUUUUUAUUGGUCGACCUGUGUUAUAUGGACUUGCCUACCAGGGUGAAGAAGGUGUUUGCAAAGUCCUCGAGAUUCUGCGUACAGAACUAAAGACGGCCAUGAUUCUUUCUGGCUGCUCUUCUUUAGCCGAUAUCAAAUCCUCUCUUGUCGUCAAACAAUGCCAGUGUUGUCUGUAGAGUCUAGUAACCCAGCAAGAAGAGAAUAUUAAUGAUUGCAAAAUUAGGUCUUGUUGUCCAAAACACAACAUGAAUAAAGUAAAAUUGGCCACAAACAAAGCAAACAUAAACAGUCCACUCGCUGUCAAGUACUUGGCUAUAGAAUUCCUGGAAAAAAGACAAAAAAAGACAACUUAAAACAAUUUGAUGGAAAAAAGGACAACAAUAAMAAAAUGGAACAAUAGACUAGAACUAUUUUUAAUAUGAUAGAAUAUUAAAACAAUGUAAUGGUAAUYAAGCAAUUUAGACAAGAGAACAAUAGAAAAUGGUAGCAAUUGAACAAUGGAGAAUUAGAGCAAUARAACAGGAACAAUAAAACGAUGAAUUAUAGAAACACUUACCAUUUCAAGUUCAAUAAUUCUGUAGUCAGUGGAUGGAAAAGAAGCUCUCUCGAUGCCCCACUUUCCAUCAUGGUCUUGAACCGAAAAAUUAAYCCAUAARAGCUUUUAUUAAACAAGAUAUCUAUCUAUGCGAAUACUAAUGUGUUCUAGUCUCUUGUUGGGUUACCUGUGGUCCAAAGUAGAAAUGUGCACCACGUUUACCAUUYCUUUCAKACGGGUGAACGUCCAGGAAUUCAAAAUUGUAGGUAAUCUAUCGCAACAAACACGUGACAUGUAUCAGUAGUCACAUGAAUAACAAGCAUUUAUGACGACGGUGCAAUGAUGAUGGUCAGUGACCAUCCCCAUUGCAUCAUCAACAUCGUAAUCACGUGGUAUACAUACCGAAUAGUCAGGAUCUGUUGUUGUCACAUUACUCGAUGUUACAACGCAUUUAUCCAUGACUAACUUGGCUACUUCAGGGAAGUUCUCAAUCAAACCCUUCAUCGAAGAAAAUCCUUUUGAAUCUUUAACGUUAAGAGCUUCUUUCCAUCUGAUAAAAGACGCAAAAUGAUAAAUGACGCCAAAUUUGUUUGUAUAAAAUCCGAUUUAAAUACCUUUUAUGUUUUAUUAUCUCCAUACAAGAUUGUGCUUUUCCACCAUAGAUAGCGGCGCCCAAGCAGCCUCGACCGAAAGCUGACUUAAUGUCGACAGCAGCUCCUCUAUCAAGCAGGACUUUAACGACUGCUACGUUACCAUGGGCACACGCAACGUUCAAAGCAGUGGCCUAAAAUAUCAAAACAUCUUUAAAUUAUCYAACCUUCUGCUAUUAUGUAUUGCUGUAAUUUUCAAAAUGAUAAUGAUGAAAAAUCAUCAGCUUUCUUACUCUGUUCUUGCUAAGGUCAUCUAUUUUAGCACCGUGGUCUAGUAACAUGAUAGCUGCUUUAUGACAUCCCCCAGGAGCGAUAGCAAGAAGAGGAGUUAAGCGAUCGUCAUCCCUACAAAACAAUUGCMWUUAAUACCAGCAAAACACAGUUUCGAUUUCUCGCAGCUGCAAUGCCUAUCCUAGCAGUAAGAAAAUAUUUCAGCAUCUAAUUAUGCGAUUUAUGUUUUAUAGAUUGAGUGCGCGCACUCAUUGAUUGACUUUAUUCUAAUUUUCCGCCCCGAAUUUUAAUAGACAUGGAUUUGAACCUUGAGUUUACUCGAGCUCCAUUUUGAAUUAGAAACUUGACGACGUCGUUUUUGUUUUCUAGAGCAGCGUAAUAUAGAGGCGUGCGAAGUCUGUAAUCUGUGGCGUGAAUUGACUGUCUAUUUGCUUCUACCAGUGCCUUUACACAUUKAAGGUCUCCUGCCCUGYAACCAAAAAAGUGAAUUUUACUUCUUUAACUCAUGCUUAAAACUAAUCACGCUACAAAUGAGGUAUCUUGACAUUUAAGAGCCAGCUUUGUAACCAGAAAAAAGUCUAUCUUU
Exaiptasia diaphana is the source of this 3169-nucleotide messenger RNA. RefSeq names its product hydroxyacid oxidase 2. The transcript has 9 exons. NCBI's taxonomy places the organism in Eukaryota, Metazoa, Cnidaria, Anthozoa, Actiniaria, Aiptasiidae. Gene Ontology annotation, molecular function: FMN binding; oxidoreductase activity. The coding region runs from base 264 to 1343 and encodes 359 amino acids. The record is from RefSeq and is a predicted model, not a curated record.